This is a messenger RNA of Cuscuta europaea, 1755 nucleotides long. NCBI's taxonomy places the organism in Eukaryota, Viridiplantae, Streptophyta, Magnoliopsida, Solanales, Convolvulaceae. The record is from the annotation of a GenBank genome assembly.
GGGAACUUCUUGGAGUCAUUAUUUCCUGGUUUUUUAGUUUGCACUAUAAGGAAAGAAAGGGAAACACACUACGGUUUGUUUCGAAUUCACUGCAUUAGCUGCUUUUGGCAUAUGUAGCAAAGUUGGUAUGAUAUGUAACUCACAUAUGCUCAACAAACCAAGAAAACACCAUAAAUUAUCUUGCAAAGGUUAUUAUAUAUCCAUCAUUCCAUCAGAAUUGAAGGAAAGUUUAAGGUCAAAAUAAUUGGAGUAAAGAAGGGAUGGUAGACCGGAAUGAGAUGGCUGGAGACGAACACUAUAAUAAUUGGGUGGCCACAAACUUUGGAAGUGUGAAUUGGAGCGCCGAAAACCAAAGGAUGGACGGAAAUGUUGCCGGAAGUUCGAUUCCGAUCAACCAUAACAGAGUUGAUCAAUUUCACGAGAAUGAGUUUCUUCUUCAAAACCACCGGCCUUCUUUCACCUCCGACUAUUCUCCAUGCUCUGUUUUCAACCCAUUCAGCGGGUAUCCGGUGGAAAUGAUGAGCAGCAGGAAAUGGGAUUUCAACCAGAAUGCUUCAAGCGGUCGUGAUAUUAGCUAUGGCACUCCCGGCGGCGGCGGACGCGGCGGAGGUUCGCCGUCAAGAUAUACUACGGGAAGAAGCAGCCAGCUGUCCCUUACUCUCACUGCUCCGACCGAUCAUUAUCAAGAAGAAGGAUCGUCGUCGUCGUCAACGACGUAUCUAGCGGUGAUCCAAGAGAUGCUGUCUGAAAUCGCCAAAUAUUCGGUUCAGAAUGUGGAUCCUUCGACAUUAUUAUUAACCUGUCCAGCUGAUGACGGCGGCGGCGGAUCUUCCCAUCCUUUUUGUGGGGGGCCCACAGCGAUCUCUCCCGCCGAUGCUGAAUCUAAGCGCAAGCAUCUCCUCGCUCUCUUACAAGCGGUAGAUGAUCGGUACAGCCAGUGCUUGGAGGAGCUGCAUACGGUGGUUUCAGCAUUCCAUGCUGCAACUGAUCAUCCCACUACUGCUGCUACUACUACUUCACGGCGCCGCCCUCAUUUCGCUCUUCAAGCCGCGUCUUUCUGGUACAAAAACCUCAGGGAGAGAAUUGGGAAUUUUAUUCUCGCCGUGGGAGAACAGUGUGACAGUUCGAGCAACCACGGCGGCGGCGGCGUGACGGAGGAGGAGCGGUCGCUAGAGGCGUCUCUUAUCCAGAAGCAGUGGGCUGUUCAGCAGCUGAGGAAGAAGGAGCAGCAGCAGAAUCACUUGUGGAGACCCCAAAGAGGACUGCCCGAAAGAUCCGUCGCUGUUUUGAGGGCUUGGAUGUUUCAAAACUUUCUUCACCCGUACCCAAAGGACACAGAGAAGCACUUGCUUGCGGUAAAGAGUGGACUAACAAGGAGUCAGGUGUCGAAUUGGUUUAUAAAUGCAAGAGUUCGUCUGUGGAAACCAAUGAUCGAGGAAAUGUACGCUGAGAUGAACCGAAGGACUCUUCACCACACCUUGCAAUUGGAGGAAAUCAAUACUAAUGCUUAUGCCAACCAAAUCUGUUAGCCACCCAACCUAAUUACCCACAUCUAGCCAAGCUAGCUAGCUACAGAAAUUCUCCUAUGUAUAAUGAUCCAAGUUGCAUGUACGUACGUAUUCUACAAAUUAGUUAGGUAUAUAUCAUGGAUUGAGUGGAAAAUAUAUAUAGUUUUAACCCCAUCAACACUAUUAUUAUUAUUAUCAACUUGUUGUUAUUUAUCAUUAUUAUUAUCAUUAAUUAUCAUCAUCAUUG